Ziziphus jujuba (common jujube) is the source of this 1199-nucleotide messenger RNA. RefSeq lists its product as uncharacterized. The transcript has 2 exons. NCBI's taxonomy places the organism in Eukaryota, Viridiplantae, Streptophyta, Magnoliopsida, Rosales, Rhamnaceae. The coding region runs from base 251 to 904 and encodes 217 amino acids. The record is from RefSeq and is a predicted model, not a curated record.
AUGAAUACGGUAAUUUAUACGAACAGAUAUUUAUAUAGCAUCUCUGUGAAAUCUAUCGAGUUCAAUCACAAAGUAUACAACACACACACGCACCAAAAAAAAAAAAAAAAGUAUCAGAUACAUUAAUUUAUUAUCUAUAAAUGAAACUGCAACGCAAACGAAUCAAAUAUACUGCUACAAACGCCAUAGAGUACUAGAAGAUCACACACAUAGGAUGUCCUCGCUAUAAAGCAAAUAAUGUAUCAUAUGUAUGGAGCAUGUACUACUCCAGAGAACAGAACAGUGCAGAGUGAACAUGUAUGUUCAAGGGCUGGUUUUUGAAGGUGGUGGGGAGAAGAAAGGGAUAUUGGAUGGGAUUGUUGGGAGGGGGGGGAGGUUGGGAAGCGAAGCCGCCGGCAGGGGUGGUAAGCUCGGCUUCGGGAGAUUGGGGAUGCUUGGAAGCGGAGGGAGGGUGCCUGGUUUAGGCAGAGAUGGUUGUGUCGUUGGCAGGGUGGGCAAAGGAGGUAAGUUUGGCAUGGUAGGCAAUGGAGGCAAUUUGGGCAAAUUUGGAGGAGUUGUUUGCAAAAUCAUAUUUAUGGAGCAUGUACUACUCCAGAGAACAGAACAAUGCAGAGUGAACAUAUAUGUUCAAGGGCUGGUUUUUGAAGGUGGUGGGGAGAAGAAAGGGAUAUUGGAUGGGAUUGUUGGGAUGGAGGGAAUGUUUGGAAGCGAAGUCGCUGGCAGGGGCGGGAAGCUCAGCUUCGGGAGAUUGGGGAUGUUUGGGAUGGUUGGAAGUGGAGGCAGAGUGCCUGGUUUAGGCAGAGAUGGUUGUGUUGUUGGCAAUGUGGGCAAAGGAGGUAAGUUUGGCAUGGUAGGCAAUGGAGGCAAUUUGGGCAAAUUUGGAGGAGUUGUUUGCAAAAGCUGACGACCUGCUAGGCCAACAUUGAUAUUGCUCAAAAAUACAAAACCAGCAAAGCAUAAGGCCAAGAAGAAGGAAUUGCUCAAAGCCAUGGCAAAAUGAAAGUUCAAGAGGAAAUCUCUUACAAAGUGAAUUAAUAUUAAAAAUGAAAGGUUCAGUUUUGAUCUUGUAUGAUGGAUUUGGAGGCUAUAUAUCUUGGGUUUUUAUAGAUAUGGAGAGUCAUGGAGUAGUACCCAGUUAGGAUACAUUAUUUUCAUGUUUAGUUGGGAAGAAAGAGAGAGAAUGUUCUCUAGCCUUUGAG